AAUUUUUAUGAGAACGGUUCACGAUAUAUUAGUGCGCAGUACCACUAUUGCUGUUGGUCCCUAUAUUUUCCGUUCCGGUUUUCUUUGCAAUAGUACUUGGGGAAAACGUGUAUACAGAUAUCUAUGUAAAUUUUUCGAGAAGUAAAAUUUGAAGGUUGAAAUACUUUCCAUUCGAGCCUUAGUUCUAAUGCUCCCUGUUCGAUACCUGUCUUGGUGUUUUCGUCAUUGUUGUCAUAGUAUUGUUCGUGCGAAAUAAAAUAAAUUCAUAAUAAUACCUGAUAGAAAAAAAAAGUAUUAUUUAAAAGCUAUGAACCAAAUGGAAAAUUUUGGAAAGAUCCCACUGAGCGAGUGAGUGAGUUGAGUUAUGUGGAUCAGUGAAUUCGGUGCAAGCAUUACAGUACAUAUUAUCAUAUUGUAGUAUUAAAUAUUGCGUAACCGAGACCGUACAUACGAAAACUCGAACCAAAAUAAAUUAUAAAAUCAAAGAGCUGCCUAAUUCUGGGGCAAGGUAAAACCGAGAGAAAUAGUAUCGGUUCAAAUCUAAACGUGAAUAAGUGACAAUACUUUGUAUCGGAAGGGUUAACAGGCAAACGCAUUCCGGCAGUGAUAAUUUCUAGCAUAAUUUUUUGCUAGAUAAAUUCCAUUCAACGUACAGAAAAGACCGACAAAAAAUAAACAUGAUUACUUUGGCCCGCAAAACAUUAACAGCUUCCACACUUGCACAUAGCAGAUACGAUAUUGCACGUCGUAUCUCAUCUGUCGUUCCGGAUAAUACAUUCAACGAAUUCGAGCUAUAUAACGAGCCACUUCUAUCGUAUAAAAAAGGUUCAAAGGAGCGUCAAGAAAUCGAAUCGAAUCUCAAAAAGACUUCAUCUAAAGUUGAAGAUAUACCAAUUGUAAUCGGUGAUCAAGAAUUCCGUACGAAUGAUGUACGUUAUCAGGUCAUGCCCCAUAAUCAUUCGCACAAAUUGGCCAAAUUUUAUUAUGCUGAUUCAACCCUCAUACAAAAAGCAAUAAAGACAGCAUGCGAAGCUCAGCGCAAAUGGGAUAGGACAUCGUUAAGUGAACGUGUAAGGAUAUGGCUUCGUGCAGCGGAUCUUAUGGCAAAGGAAUAUCGGCAGGAUUUGAAUGCAGCAACUAUGUUAGGACAGUCCAAAACUGUUAUACAAGCGGAAAUAGAUUCAGCUGCUGAACUAAUAGAUUUUAUCCGAAUGAACGCAUAUUUUCUGAAAGAAAAUUCAAAAUAUCAACCAAUUAGUGAAAAUAUUAAAAUUACCAAGAAUUCAACACGUUUCCGUGGAAUUGAUGGUUUCAUAGCUGCCGUAAGCCCAUUCAAUUUCACUGCAAUCGGUGGAAAUUUGUCAUAUACUCCAGCAUUAAUGGGAAACUCUGUUUUAUGGAAACCAUCGGACACUGCCAUUUUAUCAAAUUGGACAAUAUUUAAAAUAAUGCGCGAAGCUGGUGUUCCGCCGGGUGUUGUGAAUUUCGUUCCGGCCGAUGGUCCUGUAUUCGGUGAUACUAUUACAUCUUCACCGCAUUUAGCUGGAAUCAAUUUCACGGGUUCAGUUCCUACAUUUAAUCGUUUGUGGCGGCAAGUUGGUGAUAAUAUCGAUAAGUAUAUUAAUUUCCCACGAUUGGUAGGUGAAUGUGGUGGUAAAAAUUAUCAUUUCGUCCAUCCAUCGGCUCAUGCUAAAACUGUCGUCAAUGCUACAGUACGUUCAGCUUUUGAAUAUUGCGGACAAAAAUGCUCAGCAUGUUCAAGAAUGUACGUUCCAGAAUCACUUUGGCCUGAGAUUCAAAACGGUUUAAUCGAUGAAACGAACAAGCUGAAAAUUGGUGAUGUUCAAGAUUUUACAUCAUUCACUUCUGCCGUAAUUGAUAACAAAGCGUAUGAGCGUAUCACAUCGUAUAUUGACCAUGCCAAAAGCUCUAGUGAUUUGAAAAUUAUUGCUGGUGGCACGUAUUCCGAUAAAGUAGGAUAUUUCGUAAAUCCAACAAUUGUGGUUACAACCAAUCCGCUAAAUAAAAUAAUGCGGGAGGAGAUUUUCGGUCCAGUUUUAACGAUUUACGUUUACCCAGACAAGGAUCUGAAGAAAGCCAUGGAUUUAGUAAAUAAUUCAACGAAAUUCGCCCUGACUGGUGCUGUUUUUGCACAAGACGAGAAAUUCCUGUCGGAAGCGCUCGACGAAUUCAAAAUGUCUGCUGGUAAUUUUUAUGUCAACGACAAGUCCACUGGAUCUGUCGUUGGACAGCAACCAUUUGGUGGCGGUAGAUUGUCAGGAACAAAUGACAAGGCCGGUGGUCCGCAUUACGUUCUAAAAUGGACUUCAAUGCAAGCGAUCAAGGAAACUUUCGUCCCUUUGCGUGAAAUUACCUAUCCCUAUAUGGAAAAUUAAGUUGUCUCCAACAACCAGCGAAGUACUGAUCCAAUUUUUUAAAAUAGAGCAAAGUGUAUACACAACACAAGACACCUUACGUUUUUUUUCAUUUGAUAGUUAACGCAAUGAUGGUGGUCUGCAUUGUGUUCUGAAAUGAAUUCAACGAAAGUGAAUAGUGAGACCUUCGAAAAUUUAGUUCUCUUCAGAAACCAAUGAAGUACUAAUCCGAGACAAAAUUCAGUUCAUUUUUUUUUGGCGAAGUUCAAAAUUAACUAAUGUUGUAUAUAGAUCUACUUUGGUUUUUUAUAGGUUUCAUAAUUAUAUAAUAUUGUGGAGAGUAAUGCAGUAGGCGAAAAAAAAAAUGAAAAGUGAAUUGAUCCUUAAAAACACCUAAAUUUCGCUCCCAUUUGUUAAGGUAAACCUAGUUAGGCUGGAUCAGAUCAGUACACAUUCGACUGCACCACAUCUUCUAACUAAGAGAACUAAGCGGCUCAGUGGCUAAGAAGAAUAACAACGGAGACGAUUCUGACACAUUCCUUCCGAACGAAAAAAAAAAACUAAAACCAAAAAACUCAAGUACUGGGAAUAUUAAAAUUGUUACUUUUCUGUCCAAGAAGUUUUAACUCUUUAAUUUCCGAACCCUAAAAAUUUUUCACACAAAUCUGCAGAAAUCGAAACAGAAUACUCUAAAAAAAUGAAUAUUAUUAUCGAUCAGUGAGUUAGCACUUGACUAUGUUACCAUAUUUGUUACCGUGCAUAAAUUGUAAUUGAGAAAAUAUUUUUAUCUGAUAUGAAUGAAGAGGAAAUGAUAGAGAAAAACUUAUACACUGUAUAAUUUUUUAGUGAAAGCUAUCUCCAAUUGUUUGAUAUUACCGAAAUAAGAGCCGGACAAAAAUAGGAAUCUCAAUGAAAAAUCUCACUAUGUCCGAUUCUUCGAUAUAACUAAAACGAGAAAACGACAAAAAUGGAAUCUCAAUGUCCGUUCCUAAUUUAUAAAUGUUUUUUUUUUUUAAGUUUCUUUGUCCAUUUUGAAGCAUUCGAAUUAAUUUCUUUGUUAACAUUAAAGUAUUUGCUGAUAUAGUUUAAAUUAUGUAUUUUGUUAAUUCAUCUUCUGCCAUAAAUUUUAGUUUUAGUAUUUAAUUCAUCUUCGUUUCAUAGUAGUAAUUAAAUUAUUUCGAUUAUUUAUAUGAAUGGACUCUGGAAGGAGAAGGCCUUUCUUCCACAUUUCGAUAUGAAUGUGGAUAUACUUUCUUUUUGAAAUACUGUGUAUAUAUUUGAAUGUUUUUAAAACUUCUGUUGGAAGCAAAACAAAAUUAAGACAAAUUGAAGUAAUUAUUUCGAACUAAAAGACUUCAAAUAAAUAUUCAAUUGAAAGAUACUACACUUCAAGUGGGAAAAAUUCCAGAGAAAAAGCCUACUAGGUACUUUAUAAGUAUGAACUUGAUCCAAAACAAAAGUCGAAUUAGUCAAAGGGGCUGUGAAUAUAAAGAAAAUGUGAAAAAAAAUUAUCUAUAUUUGAAACAAUCUAAAAAAAGCCCGCGAAAUAAAGCAGAGAAUGAAUAUAUGAAAAAAAAUAAAUCUCUCUCCAAACUAUACACCCAAAAUUAUCUGGAAAUUUUUGCAUUUACUUCUUUCUUCCUAUUUUCAUUUUCCUUCCUGCCAGGAGUUUCUCUAAAUUGUAUUAUUCCCAUGAAAUAGGACACAGAAUUCAGAUAUUUUGCUGUAUAUAGUUUAGAUAUUUAUCACGGGCUAUACAUCUGAUAACAUCAUUUAAAACCACGCUGCACGAAAGAAAUGUUAAACCGAUUAGUUUAGAACUUUGAAAUUGAACAAAUAAACAAUGUGUUUCCCAAAAAGAAAAUCUUAGAUACGUUGAUAUCAAGAAAAAGAAAAGAUGGGGAGAAAUCUGAUUAGAACAGAAUAGAAGAGAAAGGAAAAAAAAAAUAAACUUUGCAAUUUUUUAGGAGAAAUUUACCAACAGUUUUAGUAUUUGGACAAUAUCACACUCAUGAGUAUAUAAGAAUAAGUUAAUUGACAGACAGGAAAUUGUUGUAAAUUAAAACAUAAAAAAAAAAAUAAUUGUGCUGAGAAAA
Molecule: messenger RNA, 4471 nt
Organism: Hermetia illucens (black soldier fly)
Lineage: Eukaryota; Metazoa; Arthropoda; Insecta; Diptera; Stratiomyidae
Gene: P5CDh1
Product: delta-1-pyrroline-5-carboxylate dehydrogenase, mitochondrial
Exons: 9
Coding region: 678-2396 (572 amino acids)
Cellular component (GO): mitochondrial matrix
Molecular function (GO): L-glutamate gamma-semialdehyde dehydrogenase (NAD+) activity
Source: RefSeq, a predicted model, not a curated record